GUAAUAAGACAACUACUUUUAAUGGCAAGACAUUGUAAUUACAUCAUGGCGAAAAAAAAAAUAUUCUAACAUUUGCUGUGCUGCAUUUCAUAGAUUUUUUGACUUUUGGUGUGGACUCAAAGAUGAUUCAUCUCCAUGAACACGGUCUGAAAGACAACCCAUCCAUAAACAAUACAACCAUGGACAACACUGUGCCUUAGACAUGGCUCUGAAUUCUGUCGAUGACUACUACAAGGACUGUAGUAAAAUGCUCAAGAAGGUAAAAAACUAUUAUCUGAUACAAGAGAGACAAAAUGACAGAGUUUUCAAUCAGGCCUGGAUUGCUGCUGAAGACUAUUACAACUCAAGAAAUGUUCCAUUGGGAAAGCUCUCUAAAAACAAUUACAUCGCCCUCCAGGUGUAUGUGAAUGCUUCAACUAACUUUUACAAGUCUUUCAACAAUGCAACUCGUACCCAAAAGACAAGCUACAACACAUUCAAGUAUCACUCCCUUCACUUCUUCUUGACUGAUGCCAUACGAAAACUGAACAUCAAAAAACUUCUCACAACCUUCCGUGGAACCAAUAUUAGAUUUCAUGUAAAAAGUCUCACAAUUCGAUUCGGUCAGUUUACCUCAAGCUCUGAAAGCCAAAUCAUAGCUAAAGGGUUUGGAAAAAAAUCCUGCUUUGAGAUUGAAACUUAUUUUGGUGCCUCAAUUAAGAAAUACUCUUAUCUGCUGCAUGAGGAGGAGGUGCUGAUACCACCCUAUGAGGUGUUUGAUAUUACCUCUGUGAAGCUGAAAAAACACAUCCCAGAUCUCUGGUGUGAAGCUGUCUACAAACUACAGAGUACUAAGCUUCCAAAAAGUGACUUAAACUGCCAGAUGGUUAGAUUUUAGCUUUUGCCCUUUAGUGAAAUACCCAUUAAAGAUUAUAUUUUACUAACUGUCAUUUUCCCUCCCACACAUGCUGGACAUUUUCAAUAAUACGCUAUUGCUUUGCAGAACCUUCACAACCUUCAGAUCUCCUCUGAUAAAAAUGCUACCUAAAUUCCUUGCUUACAUCCUUUUCUUGUAGGUUAGAAUG
Messenger RNA from Esox lucius (northern pike), 1064 nucleotides. Its product is annotated as T-cell ecto-ADP-ribosyltransferase 1. Gene Ontology annotation, molecular function: NAD+ poly-ADP-ribosyltransferase activity; NAD+-protein-arginine ADP-ribosyltransferase activity. The record is from RefSeq and is a predicted model, not a curated record. Lineage: Eukaryota; Metazoa; Chordata; Actinopteri; Esociformes; Esocidae.